AUGGUGCAAUCAAGGAAGUUCAGAGGUGUCAGGCAGCGUCAUUGGGGUUCAUGGGUAUCCGAAAUUCGCCACCCACUUCUGAAGAGGAGGGUGUGGCUAGGCACGUUUGAUACAGCGGAAGAAGCGGCACGAGCAUAUGACCAAGCAGCUAUAUUGAUGAGUGGGCGAAAUGCGAAAACAAAUUUCCCAAUACUCGAAACACCAAAAACCGCAGAAGAAACCCCAUCUAUCUCAAAGGAAAUGGAAGAGAUUCUUCACGCGAAGCUUCGAAAAUGCGGGAAACUUCCCUCCCCUUCUAUGACAUGCCUGAGGCUCGACACCGAGAAUUCCCACAUUGGAGUGUGGCAAAAACGUGCGGGCCAGCGUUCUGAUUCGAAUUGGGUGAUGAUGGUUCAGUUGGGGAAAAAGAGAGCCAAUGAAGAUGGUGAUAGUUCUCUACCUUCUUCUUCUUCGUUUUCUGAACGUGAACAGUCUCAACAAGUGGCAAGGCAAGAACUUGUGAGAAGGCAGAUGGAUGAGGAGGAGAGAAUUGCGCUGCAAAUGAUAGAAGAAUUGCUCAACAGAAAUUGUCCUGUUACCCUUUCAUUUAAUAGCGCUUACUGA
Messenger RNA from Abrus precatorius (Indian licorice), 603 nucleotides. Its product is annotated as ethylene-responsive transcription factor WIN1-like. The record is from RefSeq and is a predicted model, not a curated record. Gene Ontology annotation, molecular function: DNA-binding transcription factor activity; DNA binding. Lineage: Eukaryota; Viridiplantae; Streptophyta; Magnoliopsida; Fabales; Fabaceae. Bases 1 to 603 code for a protein of 200 amino acids. The transcript is spliced from 2 exons. Gene Ontology annotation, biological process: regulation of DNA-templated transcription.